AUGAAACAUCAAAGGCAAUUAAGGAGAUUAGACGAAUUCUAUGCUCAUAAUAAAUCAUUAGUUAUUUCGUAUGUUGAAUUGUGUGUUGUAAAUCCGGAUCCGGAGAAGCAAACAUGUCACCAUAAAGCAGCCAGCCAAAUAAAUACAUAUUUAAGAUUAACACCACAAACAGAUACUCGUGCAUGGAAUUUCUGA
Molecule: messenger RNA, 195 nt
Organism: Clunio marinus
Lineage: Eukaryota; Metazoa; Arthropoda; Insecta; Diptera; Chironomidae
Source: the annotation of a GenBank genome assembly